AUGGCGCCGGUGUCCGAUAGCAACUAUUUCCCCUCCGUGGGACAGUGCCUCUCCGGCGACAAGGUGCUUCUAUCGUGGAAGCUCGUCGCUACGGCCCUCUCAGAUGCAACUGGAGAACGACAAAAGAGCUCUGCGAUUGUUCGGUUCUUCGACGACGACUAUGUCCGCGGACUGCUGAGCGAACCGGCGACCGCGUUUGCGCCGCCGGACGAGGCUACCAACAAGAGCUUCGAGACCAGGACGGCCCCGAUCAACGUCACCUCCGCGUCGACAGACCGAUACGAUAUAGACCAGUUCAAAGAGGAUGCAAAGUGGCUCAGCAAAAAUGCAAAGGUCAACCUGGUCGCUGCCCUGCGGGUCGUCCUCGUCGAGUACCAGUCCCGCUCUUCAAGGCAUCUUCUCGGCCCUCUAUCGUCCCACGAUGCCGCCAACCUGCAGGAAGCCGCGGGCCUGCAGAAUGGCCAGGGGCUGGCGUUCUUGUCAGACUUGGGAGCCGCAGCGGCUUUGGACGCCGACGAGAUAUCCGCCGAGUUCGACAAGGCCGACACCAGAAGACGCCGUUUAUUCGAUACCUUCUUGACCGAGCGCCGCUUCUUCAUCAUGGUCGCGGAUUAUGCCACGUCCAUCAAGCUGUAUCAGCGGCUUCCCAUCUUCGCUCCUGGAGACGAUAGCCCACGCGAUGAGAUGGAGGCAAUGCUGCCGGCCUAUCUGGACGUCGUCUCUAGCUGCAUGAGCGGAAUCGAGGCCGGCAUGAAGGCAUUUACGGAUGAAGAAGUGCUGCUCAACGACGGAGUGGAGUUGGAAUGGAUACGCAGUCUUCUGACUGAGGUUGUUCACAGCUUGUCUGUGGUCCUUCAGUUGGUAGACUGUUAUGGCAGCGAUUUCCCUCCGUCCUCAGCCAUCAACCAGUGGUUCUCACUGAUGGAGAUUUAUGGCUUUUUCGAUUCCAUACAGCCUAUCGAUCCAACCACUGCCGAGCUGGUCAUGCCGAUGAAGGUCCUCGCUUCGGCCAUCUCCAUUGGCCUGCUCAAGCCUGCACGAGCACUCGCAUACCUGUCUGAUCGAGACGAGGACCCCGCGCAGGCUGACGAUGUAUAUGAUUCGUAUCUGCUCUCGCCUGAUGUCUUGGAACAGGUUCACAAAAGCAUCUUGGACGCGGCCGGGUCAGACUCGGAGACUGCCUGCCCUGUCAUCUUCACAUGGUCCUUUCUCCUCCACCGACUCAACGUGUCCUACCAGACCAGGACCGAUAAGCGCGACAACCUGAUACAGCAAAGUGCCCGGGAGAAGUUUGAGACGCGGAGCGUGAUGCGCACGCCUACUGGCCGGCGGAACUCGGCUGGAAGCAUCUAUUCCAUUGAGUCUUCCAAGUUCGAUGGCUUUCUCGAGAACGCAUCGACUCCAAGGGAUAUGCAGGUUGUCGAGCAACUUGCGGCGGUCGCCACGGCUCAGGGCAGGGUUUUUGACAUAAUGUCGAAGAUGGCCGAGACCCUAGGCCCGUCUGUGGACGGCAGCCUGUCGCCCCUGAUUAGCUCGCGCCUUCGCGCCGUCUUCCUCGAGCUCCUCAAGGUAUCAUAUCCGUUCGUCGGGUACCAGUCGGACUCCGUGAGCUGUCUGCAUGCCCUUUUGUCUCCUGGUCGAGGCUAUUGGGACCUAUCUGCGUCAGAUAAUAUGCCCGUAGACCAGGACAUUCUCAGCUCCGUGCUACGGGACGACCUGGCCAUGGAUUUCUUUUUCCAGCAAGCCCUUGAUCGAUACCCCUACGAGUUCCUUCCCUUCAUCACGCUCUGCCGUAUACUCUGUACUGCAUCGCAAGAGAGUCCGGAUGAGAGGACGGAUAUGAUCCUCGACCUGCUCCUCAAGACACCGACCAUUACCUUUACACUGCCGAACCUAUUCCAAGGAUAUGAGCUGGUUCAAGAGGACGAAAACACAAACUCUUUCUGCCUCGUGGAGGAAGUUCCUCUAAUUUCUCUCUCAUCCUCAUGGAGUCGGCGGUAUAUUGAGGAUGACGCUUACAGAAUACCUGCGGGCACCUACGGGCGAUUCAUCACAGACACUGGGCGCGUUGUCCUGAUGGACUAUCCUCACUCAACCUUGGCUCUCCUUGGUCGGCGACUCGAGAUUAGCCUCUCACAAGAAGGGUAUCGUUGCGAACUGGGAAUGUUGCAACCAGAAGAGACGGCCGAAGUGAUUUCGUUAUUGGCGUCGCUACUGCGAAUGGAGCAGCUCAAGGUAGCAAGGCAAGGCGGCGGCAGCAGCAGCAGUGCAUUGGUCCGUUUUGACGACGAUCUGCUGUCCGAGGCCAGCGCCCACAUCAGCGGCGGCAAAGAUAUCGUCACCGUUGUGUGCGAAACCAUGGACUACUACAUGCAGGACGAGCUAGCCAUGACCGAAGACAGUGCUGUCAGCGUGCUCACGGCAUGCGUCAAGUUCCUGCACGCUGUUCUCCAGGUUCAACCCAGCCGGGUCUGGUCGUACCUCGCCAGGACAGAGCUUCUCAACUCGGAGUCACGAGCCGGUAAACUCACCAAGAUCAUCGGCAGCCUCGAGCUGGUCUCGGAGCGAUUUGAGUUCCUCGCUUCUUCACUGUCGCUCUUCUCCGCGCUCAUCGACACUGUCAUGUCCUCUGCCGUGCAGCGUCGGGCGGGGAGCAAGCCUGCGAGUCGUCAGCAACCCGAGACGAAUCCCUGGCUUGGCACCGCUGACAAGGUGCUCUCCCAGGUUAGCCUUUCAAUUGCACAGACGUCUGUGGAUGUGUUUGAGAACACGUCCACCUGGAUGUUUGACUCGGAAAGCAGUAGAAUAUCGCUGCUGCAGAGAGUCGUCCCCAUCCUCGACAAGAUUGUGCUUUACACCUACAGCAUGGGCGACUGUCCCAGGUCGGACAACCUCACGUCCUGCCUUCGCCCUGCUGCUUCCCACAUCAUCGACUGCUUCCUGUCGCCAUCGGGCGGAAGCCUGCGGUUUCAACCUCUUCUCCUCUCCUUCAUCUCCGCCCUUACAAAAUCAGACUCAACCCUGUAUCCCAAACGGACGGAAGCUGUUCGAAGCCAGAUAACAUCAGUGCUUGACUUUUCCACAACUCUCCUUCGAGUUGCAAAAUACCUAGAGCGGCCCUCGACCUUGGUCGAGACGUACCUCUUCAAAACCUCCACGUUAUCGGCGCGGCUCUGCGCCGUGUCGGACCAUUUCCGGGGACCAGCAUUGUCGCUGCUGGAGGCACUGGUCGUCAAUGCCGGCCAGUCCACCAGCGAACCCCCCUCCCUCUUGGGAUACCUCGGCCCUCACAUUUCGAAAUCCUUCCUCCACAUUCUCGCCGCCAUUGGCCAGCCCUUUGCCCUGCAGAGCGAAGUCAAGACCACUUGGAGAUUCUUCACGUCCAUCUUGAAGAACCGACAGCAAUGGAUGUCCAAUUGCCUUCUCACAGGCCAAACGCCGCGGGAGGCCAUGAAGGAGGAUACCAAGAAGAACGAAAUGUCCGCGGAUUCUGUCUUUGCAACGGCUCUGUCUAAGCUCAAGAUCUUGAAGGACAUAGAGACGAGAGAGGCCCUUGUCAUUCUGGACUUCGUGACAUCGGCACAAAACUACUGGCCUUGGACGGUGUUCACCCUCCAGAAAGACACGUCUUACAUGGAUGGAUUGCGGGCCUAUGUCCGUGACCUGAAGCCCUCUCACCAAACGGUCAAAACGGACGCGGUGCUUGCUGCUACCCAGGCAAGGAUUGCUGCGUACAUCGCCGAGAUUUUUGCCAUGCAGCUCUAUCACUCGCGGCACCUCGGCAAGGCGGAUACGCUUGCGAAGGGACUGUCUAACGAUCUUGACUACUACCUGCGUGAUGGUGUUGAGGUGUCAAGCUACAACAAGUCUCUCCACAACAACUUUGCAAGGAACUUUUCGAAUAAGUUCUUUGGAUGCUCCCUGGACAACUUCAAGCGGACCGUGGUGGGCCCGAGGGAGCUGGGCGAAAACUAUUACUAUGACCUGGACCGCGCCGAUGAGGUCUUACGCUUCGAUCCUGGAUGGCAGGGAAAGAAGGGGGCUGGUUUCCUCAACGAGAUGAAACUCGCAAAUGCCAACCUGUCCCUGGUCGACGCUCAAAUCGCUCUCUUCCACGCAUGGGAGCUCUUGCUGCUUGAACUGGGCACGUGCUUCCCAGAAACCGAUGCAACUAAAAAGCACAUGAUGCAAGUUGCCCAGCAAUGCUUGAACGCAAACCAGGUGGUCCCGGGACCGGAGAGCAUCUUCCUCAAGAUCGUCGACGCAAGAGCCGACCUGGCCCUUAUUUUGAUUCAGCGCCUGGUCAACUCCACCCUUGCUGUCAAGGAUGUCAACCAGGUACUGGAUACUUUGAUUGGCACCAUCAACAGUGUUGAAGAGCCCUUUGAAGCCGAGUCCAUUGCUUACUACCGCACGCUUCUGAAGGCCCUAGGCUUCCGAUCGUUGGUCAGCUUGAUUCACGACAAGGCGGCAGAUGUCUUCCCCGAGGAUCUUGCUCUCCUCACAGCCAUUAUGCAAGCCUGCCUCAGCGUUCCCAACAUUGAACAGUCCCAGACGCAGAUUCUCAACAUCAUGGCCUCGCAUGAUGCUACACAUGCAGCGACAUCCUUGUACUCGUGGGCUGAUAAGCUCGGGGAUCAUGGUGAUCCUGUGUACGGCGAACUUAGUAUCCUAUUCUUGCUGGAGCUCUCAACCCUACCCUUGUUGGCGGAGCAGCUUGCGUGUGACGGGGUGCUCGGCGCGAUUCUGUCUGCCAACCUCACCAAAUACUUGCUCAGGACCAAUGUCUCGCCGUAUGCCGAUGCGCCCAUUGCACAGCGGUGCUACGGGAUCUGGGUCAAGGGCAUGCUCCCCCUCAUGCUCAACCUGCUCACUUCUCUCGGGGCGACGGUUGCUCCUGAGAUUACCUAUGUCCUCAACCAGUUCCCGCACUUGCUGCAAGCGAGCGUAGAGCGGUUCGAAGCACCAGGAGCCAGCCGAACCAAGGAAAAGUCUGCGCAAUACCUGACGCUCCUUGGCACCUCGGAGAUUCACUCUUUGGCGCUUCUCACGCGCGUGCUUGCGGCUCUUCGAGCGAACAACAGCAGAGAUAUCCCCCCGGUCGAGUGGGAUGAGGCGGGUCUCCUGGAGAACGUAGACUACUGGCUCUCCAGCAGGCGUCUGCUGAAGGAGCGACUUCUUCCUCUGGGGCCGCGGGAGAUGGAAUGGAGGGGGAGAAAACUGACAGGGGACUGCGAUAACGUGCUGGAGGAGAAGGUUGUGGUGCAGCUGGAGACGGUUCGCGACGUGCUCAGCGAGGAAUUCGAGGGCUGA
Molecule: messenger RNA, 5313 nt
Organism: Trichoderma reesei QM6a
Lineage: Eukaryota; Fungi; Ascomycota; Sordariomycetes; Hypocreales; Hypocreaceae
Exons: 6
Coding region: 1-5313 (1770 amino acids)
Biological process (GO): RNA export from nucleus; protein import into nucleus
Cellular component (GO): nuclear pore inner ring
Molecular function (GO): structural constituent of nuclear pore
Source: RefSeq, a predicted model, not a curated record